AGUUAUAUAUAGAGAUCAGUGGUCAUAAGGUUGGAUUUCAGUGUAAAGGCCUUCACACAUAAAAUUCCGUAAGGACGUAAAACGCCUUAACAAUCGAGGAUGGACCCGAUGUUACUGAAAAAUAAGUUUCGCGGUACGAUGCUGGGCGUUUUAGUCGGUGAUUGCCUUGGAGGUCCGUGUGAAGGCUUAAAAGUUAUGUCGGCUCGCAGAAAAGUUGAGUUGCAAGAAUGGCAGGAGAAAUUAUGGAACAGAAAGUUCAGAGAACCUGUCAUGGACUAUACGGAUGAUUCGGCAAUGACACGCUCUCUAGCUGAAUCAUUGAUCGAGAAACAAGAUCUGGAUAUUGUUGAUGUAGCUAGACGAUUUACAGAAUGUUAUCACAAAGAGCUUUUACGGAGUCAUCGUUAUGGGGCUGGUACUGUAACGGUUAGUUUUUUUACUAAGAAAUUAAUAUAAAUUGUCACAGUGGAUAUUAUUUAAUAUUAUAUGGUUAUUAUCAUAGUAAAUUAACAUGGGGAGUGCAGUAAGAGAAAGAGAACAAG
Molecule: messenger RNA, 542 nt
Organism: Vollenhovia emeryi
Lineage: Eukaryota; Metazoa; Arthropoda; Insecta; Hymenoptera; Formicidae
Product: poly(ADP-ribose) glycohydrolase ARH3-like
Exons: 3
Coding region: 100-456 (118 amino acids)
Cellular component (GO): mitochondrion; nucleus
Source: RefSeq, a predicted model, not a curated record